AUGCCAGACGUCUCGUCAGAGCCCGCCCGCCCGCGCAUCCUCGUCCCCGAAAAGGUGUCCCCCGAUGGCCUCGCCCUGCUGACCCCCCACUUCGACGUCGAUGUCCGGAUGGGCCUCACCCCGGAUGAGCUGGUGCGGACCAUCCCGGGGUACCAUGGGCUCAUCGUGCGGUCCGAGACCAAGGUGACGCCGGCCGUGCUGCAGGCCGGCCGCAAGCUGCGCGUCGUGGCCCGCGCGGGCGUCGGCGUCGACAACAUCAACGUGCCCGCCGCCACCAACCAGGGCAUCAUCGUCGUCAACUCGCCCUCGGGCAACAUCUUGGCCGCGGCCGAGCACACCAUUGCACUGCUGCUCGCCACCGCCCGCAACGUGGGCCGGGCCGACGGCGGCGUCAAGGCCGGCCGCUGGGAGCGCAGCAAGCUCGUUGGCGUCGAGGUCGGCCGCAAGACGCUCGGUAUCGUCGGCCUCGGCAAGGUCGGCCUCAACGUCGCCCGCAUGGCCAAGGGCCUGGGCAUGCAGGUCCGCGCCGUCGACCCCUACGCCAGCGCAGACAUGGCCCGCCAGGCCGGUGUCGAGCUGGUGCCCUCGCUCGACGACCUGCUGCCCGCCGUCGACUUCCUGACCAUCCACACGCCCCUGCUGGCCACCACCAUGGACCUCGUCGGCGAGCCGCAGCUGCGCGCCAUGCGGCCCACGGCGCGAGUCCUCAACGUCGCCCGCGGCGGCGUCUACAACGAGGCGGCCCUGCUGCAGGCUCUCGACGAGGGAUGGAUCGCCGGCGCGGGCCUCGACGUCUUCACGUCGGAGCCGCCCGAGGAGGACUCGACGGCGGCGCGGCUCGCACGACACCCCAAGGUGGUGGCGACGCCGCACCUGGGGGCGUCGACGGUUGAGGCGCAGGAGAACGUGUCCAUGGACGUCUGCAAGCAGAUGCUCGAGAUCCUACGCGGCGGGCUGCCGACGAGCGCCGUCAACGCGCCUAUAAUCCUGCCCGAGCAGUACGCCAAGCUGCAGCCGUCGGUGCGCCUAGUCGAGAAGAUGGGCCGGCUGUACACGCAGCACUACGUGCGGUCCAAGGGCGGCAUGGUGGGCGGCCGGCGCUUCGAGCUCGUGUACCGCGGCGAGCUGGCUGGCAUGCCCAACACGAAGCCGCUCUUCGCCGCGCUCGUCAAGGGGCUGGUGGCGUCGUUCAGCGACUCCAACGUCAACAUUGUCAACGCAGAGCUCAUCGCGCGGGAAAAGGGCAUUGUCAUCAACGAGACGCAGGCGCGCGACUCGCCCGAUACGUACGCCAAUCUGGUGACGCUGCGAUCGGUGGGCGAUGGGGCAGAGGGCGUCGCCGGCGGGGAGCAGCAGGUGAUUGAGGGCUACGCGUCGGACAAGCGCGUGUACAUUUCCAAGCUGGACCGGUUCAAGGCGUCCUUUAGCCCAGAGGGCACGCUCAUCAUCCUGCACAACUACGACGAGCCGGGCAAGAUUGGGGGUGUAGGCAUGGUGCUGGGCUCGCACGGCAUUAACAUCCGCUUCAUGCAGGUGGCGGGGCUGGGCGGCGACGGCAACGGCACCAGGAGCCAGAGUGGUAGCGGCUCCGACGGCGGCGGCGGCGCGGAGCGCAAGGACAACGAGGCGCUGAUGAUUCUGGGCGUCGACGGCGAGGUGGGCGAGAGCGUGCUCGAGGGGCUGCGGGCGGCCGACGGCGUGCUGGACGUGAACCUGGUGCGCCUGUGA
Messenger RNA from Purpureocillium lilacinum, 1728 nucleotides. RefSeq lists its product as uncharacterized. Gene Ontology annotation, molecular function: NAD binding; phosphoglycerate dehydrogenase activity. The record is from RefSeq and is a predicted model, not a curated record. NCBI's taxonomy places the organism in Eukaryota, Fungi, Ascomycota, Sordariomycetes, Hypocreales, Ophiocordycipitaceae. Gene Ontology annotation, biological process: L-serine biosynthetic process.